This is a messenger RNA of Candidula unifasciata, 281 nucleotides long. The record is from the annotation of a GenBank genome assembly. NCBI's taxonomy places the organism in Eukaryota, Metazoa, Mollusca, Gastropoda, Stylommatophora, Geomitridae.
UGGCCUAUGCUCAGAUUGACUGGCAUGACUUUGUGGUGGUGGAGACGGUAGAUUUCCAGCCUACAGAGAUUGGUAACCUGCCACCUCCCACAACACCAGAGGAAGUUGGAGCAAGAAUAUUACAGAUGGAGAGAUUUGCCAGCGGAGGUGCACCGAUGGAUGAUGCAGUUGAAAUGGAGGUAGAAUCAGAAGGCGAGGAGUCUGAAGAAGAAUCAGAAGAGGAGGAGGAAGAAGAGGAAACUGUGAAGACAAGCAAAGCACCAGAGGAAACUCCUCGACAG